AUGCCUCGACAUAGUAAAAAUAAUACUGCACUUUCCUUCUUUACCUAUGCAGAGGGUAAAGCAUUAGAUUAUGGAACAAAAAAGCAACGACUAGGACGAGAUUCUAUGAGAGAAUAUGAUUCCUGUUACUUAUGUCUUCAAAGAGCUAGGGAUCCAGUUUGUUGUACACAAGCUAAAGAAGCCGUAAUUCAAGAAUUCGAAAGACAACAAGUUAGAAUCACUCCUAUUACAACGAGUAAUAAUGGAACUGGAGAAGUCAAAUCAAAAAUUAAUGGAUCUUUAUUAAGUGAAAGUAAUGCACCAGGAAAAAAAACUGAUGUUGAAAAAUAUCCUGCAAGUGCUAGAAUCGAAGAUAAUCCUGUUAAAGCUAUUGAAUGGAUCGAAUCAUUUCAUAAAGGUGGUAAAAAGAGAAAGUUUCAAAUCGAUGAAGAAGAACUUGCAGCUAUAGCAAAAAGGGAACAAGAGGACGCAUUAAAAAAGUUGGAAGAAGAAAGACCUUCACUUACACCAUCUGCAGAGCCAGAUAAGGUAAAACAGGUAAAACAGCAAACGAUGUGUACUGCCGCAAAUCCGGAACAUUCAAUUAAUAUGAAAAGUUUGAUUCCUACAAAAUUUACAGAGGAUAAAGAUCCUACUUCUAAAACGAUAAAUUUAAUUUGUCCUUCAUGUCGUAAAACUUUAACAAAUUCUUUAAAAAUAUGUUUAAUGAAAACAUGUGGGCAUGUUAUUUGUAAAAUCUGUGUUGAUAGACUUGUUAGAAAAACUAAACAAUGUUUCGUAUGUGAUGCUAAAUGUAGAGACAAGGAUAUUGCUGAUAUGUCAGGAGAAGGUACUGGUUUUGCAAGCGGUGGUGGUAAAGUAGUAGCAGAGAAAUUUGAUGUCGCAUUUCAAUAA
This is a messenger RNA of Funneliformis geosporum, 894 nucleotides long. NCBI's taxonomy places the organism in Eukaryota, Fungi, Glomeromycota, Glomeromycetes, Glomerales, Glomeraceae. The record is from the annotation of a GenBank genome assembly.